AUGGCAUCCACACUGAACGGAACCUCUUUGAACAAGGAUAUGCUCAUUGCAGUUGGUGCUUUUCUUCCACUUGGAGAUUUGAACAACUUUGCAAGAUGUGAUAAAAACAUGUUGGAAGUAUUCUUCAACUUGACAGUGGAAAAAGUUGAAGCCAUUGCAAAGAGAAAGAAAGAUUUGAGUAAGAAGAAUAUUGAUGCUCAAUUGAUUGCUAUCAAGGAUAAUUAUAAGAAGGAUGAAUCGUGUAAUGUUGUUCAACAAGUCAUUUGGAAACCUAUCGUUCUCCAUUAUUUUCCAAAUUAUUCACAAACUUUGAAUAUAAAGAAUUGGAUGCAUGUCAUGAGAAGAAGAGUGACUCACUUGCAAAACAAAUUUCCAAAUGAAUUACCACUUUUGAAAGAGAGAGUGAUCAAUACAUCCAUUGAUAAGGUGUUUAGAAUUGAUAAGGAUAGUCAAUUCAUUGAGAAUUGUGAAUGGGAAUAUGAAUGUCCACUUAAAUCAAAUGCCUUUAAAGUUGUCUCUCCAAAUGUUAAAUAUUGUAAAGUUUGUAAGGAAAAUGUUUAUGAGGUAUUUAGCAUGAAUGAACUCAAAACACAUGUUGAACAGAAUCAUUGUGUUGCUUUUUCAGAGCAAGUAAUGCCAGGACUUCCCUCUCAAUUGAAGAGAUUGAGAAAAGGAAAGGUAUUGGUAGUUCCAACAACAAUAGCACCACCUCCUUCUUCUUCAGAUGAUGAUCCUCCUUCUAAAAAAAAGAAGUAA
Naegleria gruberi is the source of this 756-nucleotide messenger RNA. RefSeq lists its product as uncharacterized. The coding region runs from base 1 to 756 and encodes 251 amino acids. NCBI's taxonomy places the organism in Eukaryota, Heterolobosea, Eutetramitea, Acrasida, Naegleriidae. The record is from RefSeq and is a predicted model, not a curated record. The transcript has a single exon.